Messenger RNA from Cryptosporidium muris RN66, 1803 nucleotides. Its product is annotated as N2,N2-dimethylguanosine tRNA methyltransferase family protein. The coding region runs from base 1 to 1803 and encodes 600 amino acids. NCBI's taxonomy places the organism in Eukaryota, Apicomplexa, Conoidasida, Eucoccidiorida, Cryptosporidiidae. Gene Ontology annotation, cellular component: nucleus. Gene Ontology annotation, molecular function: RNA binding. Gene Ontology annotation, biological process: tRNA N2-guanine methylation. The record is from RefSeq and is a predicted model, not a curated record. The transcript has a single exon.
AUGAAUGUAGAACAAUCCGAAUUAGCAGAAGCUAAAUGUUCAGAUUAUAUUCACGAAGGCAAAGUAAAGAUAUAUGCUUUGAAUAAUGAAGUAUUCUAUAACUCUGCUCAAAUCUUUAAUAGAGACCUGUCUUUGAUAGUAAUUAAAGCUUUUUCAAUAAAAAGAAGUCAGGAUCGAAUAAAACAACUAAGUGAAAAGAAAUUAGAUACAUCCGGGAAUUUAAACAAAUCAUUAAGAAUUGAAAGCCAUACUAUUAAAGAUGAAGACUUGACAAAGAAAGUAGAAUCACAAGAAAAGUUAACAAUAAUAGAACCACUUGGAGCUUCAGGCCUUAGAUCUUUACGUUAUAUUAUUGAGCUUGCAGAUGAAGUUGAUUUUGUAGUAUGUGGAGAUCAUGAUCCAAUUGCAAUUAAACAAAUGGAAAGGAAUGUAAGCUUAAAUGGAGUUGAUACAAAUAAACUUGUUUGUAUCUGUGCUGAUGCUACACGUUUGCUGUCAUUAGGAAAUCCAAAAUUUAUACGCGAAUUUACUUCAAUGAUUAAUAAAUCUAUAAUCUCUGGAAGCUCAUCUUGGCAUUCUAAUUUAUUGAAUAAUAUUUUAAAACCAAACUCAACUCUUAAGUACUCUGUUGUUGAUAUAGAUCCAUAUGGAACAUGUAGCCCUUUUAUAGAAAGUGCAAUAAGUGCUUGUGAAAAUGGAGGGAUGGUAUGUUUUACAUCUACAGAUAUGCCAGUAUUAUGUGGAAAUAUGCCAGAGGUAACAUUUUAUCGUUAUGGAGGCAAUGCAUUGAAAAGCAGCUACAUGCAUGAAAUGUCACUUAGACUUUUACUAAAUGCCAUUAUGUCUUGUGCUGCCAAAUAUCAGAAGGGAGUAAUACCUCUAAUUAGUUGUAGUGUCGAUUUUUACGUUAGAAUUUUUGUUCAAAUUGUCCACAGCCCUAUAAUUUGUAAACAAUUAGCUCAGAAAACGUCAAUAGUUCUCCAGUGUACUAACUGUCCUUCUUUUCAUGUAAUUCCUUUUGGGAAGAGUCAACCCAAAAAAAAAAGAAGACACAAUAUAUCUAUAGAUGGUGGUAAUAAUGAAGAACUUAAAGAUGAAAUAUCUAUAAGUCCUAACGUGAGUAGUCAGUUAAAGUAUAAACCAAAUAAUUUAAAAGUCCCAGUAAGCUCCACAAUUAAUAGUACUCCUAUAUUAGAAGAGAAUUCACUAUGUUGUGAAUGUGGUUCUGGUCACUAUGUUAUUGGAGGACCCUUCUACAGUGGUCCUUUGUUUGAUCCAGACUUUUUAAAUAAAUUAUUGAUAAUAUGCAGUGAUAUUCAAGAGAAAAAAAUAUCAUCUUUACAAAAUAUUACAAUGCUAAAAAAAAUUAAAGGUUUACUUCUUUCUAUGAAAGAUGAGCUCUCAGAUAGUCCAUUACAUUAUCAUAUACCAUCUAUGUGUACAUUUUUGAAUCUCGAAAUGAUGAAACCUUCACUUUUCCAUUCUGCACUUCGACAUUUGGGCUAUAUAUCUUCUCACUUCCAUCGUGAUCCUUUAUCAUUAAAAACGAAUGCCCCUAAUCAGGUUGUCAUGGAUAUUCUUAGAACAUGGGCUUUGGAGCAUCCUCCAAAAAACAGUCAAUAUCACAAAUUCCUUCAAAAACCAAUUUCUACAUUAAAUAUUAAGUUUGAAAUUCACCCAUGUAUACUGUUGGCAUCUAAAGUUGGUCCUAGAUGGUUACCUAAUCCAGAAGACAAUUGGGGCCCCAAAUCAAGACCAGGUAAUAAUUCAAAGAAAAAAAAGGUAAAACACAAUAUAUUGUAG